AGCGGAUCGGCGCGCAAGUUCAACCGUGGCGAUCUCUUCCACUCCUUCCCCUUGAUUCUCUCUACACCAAACACGGAGGACUUUCAAGCGAGCUUACCACUACUACUACCAAGAAGGCAAGAACUUGGAGCUCAGCUAACUAGCAACCUCUGUGGCUACCCCAAGGUAGAAGACGCAGUGGCAGAGCUAAACCAACCAUGGCGCCCGUGCCGCGCUCCGCGGCCGUCUCCGUGGCCCCCGGCGGCGACGAAGACAUGGCCGCCGCCUGCUUCGACGCGGACCAAGCCCGGCUUCACCAGCUGGGGUACAAGCAGGAGCUGAAGCGAGGGCUCAGCGUGGUGUCCAACUUCGCCUUCUCCUUCGCCAUCAUCUCCGUGCUCACGGGUGUCACGUCCACGUACAACACGGGGCUCCGCUACGGAGGUCCGGCGUCCAUGUCCCUGGGCUGGCUCGUGGUCGCCUCCUUCAAUGGCUGCGUGGCGCUGUCCAUGGCCGAGAUCUGCUCCGCUUACCCGACUUCUGGGGGACUCUACUACUGGAGCGCCAAGCUCGCAGGCAAGAAACGGGCGCCCCUUGCCUCCUGGGUCACCGGCUGGUUCAAUAUCAUGGGACAGGUACGUAACGUCGUUGCGCGCUCCAACUUCACAGGCUCUCUCGAUCCUUUUGAGUGAUACAGGCCAUUUGGCUGCAGCUUCAAAUUAGUACUCCU
Brachypodium distachyon (stiff brome) is the source of this 709-nucleotide messenger RNA. Its product is annotated as amino-acid permease BAT1-like. The coding region runs from base 198 to 671 and encodes 157 amino acids. Lineage: Eukaryota; Viridiplantae; Streptophyta; Magnoliopsida; Poales; Poaceae. Gene Ontology annotation, molecular function: gamma-aminobutyric acid transmembrane transporter activity; L-glutamate transmembrane transporter activity; L-lysine transmembrane transporter activity. Gene Ontology annotation, biological process: transmembrane transport; gamma-aminobutyric acid transport. The transcript has 2 exons. Gene Ontology annotation, cellular component: membrane. The record is from RefSeq and is a predicted model, not a curated record.